This is a messenger RNA of Phyllotreta striolata, 441 nucleotides long. Lineage: Eukaryota; Metazoa; Arthropoda; Insecta; Coleoptera; Chrysomelidae. The record is from the annotation of a GenBank genome assembly.
AAAAUUGUAUUCCAAAUACCAAAAUGCAUCAAACUCAAUAAAAACAGCGUAAAUUGCGUUGGAAGUAAGAGGAACAAUAAUGCUCCACUGGUAGACAAAUUAAUUGAAAUUCACGGUAAAGAGCUAGCAGAUGCUGAAUCAGAUGCUGAAUCCUGUAUUAAAUCUCUUAAGUUCGAUAAUUUGUCUGCCGAGGAAUUCGACAACGUUUGGAAAGGGUGCUCCAAUGCCAGACUUCAGUUAGUUAAACAAGCUAAUUCAGUAGAAGAAAUUUUAAAGGAGUGGCCAUUUUACGCCAAACCAUCUGGCUAUAGAUUUAUGCUCUUCGAUUUCGAUGUUGCUUUUAAACAUGAAGAUUUAAUCGAUAAGUGGAACAUUAACUUUAAAGUUAUUCAUCAAUUUCUUUCAACUAAUGUGAAAGACAAACAGGUCAAGGAAUCUUCG